CCUGCGUCUCGCUCGCCGACCUGCUCCUGGCCUCAGAGUCUCCUGCCCAUCAAGGCGCACCCUGCAGCUCGCUCCAGCCCCGUCCCCAGCCCAACACUGCGCUAUCGAUGGUUCCUCUUCGCUCGCUCGUCGCCGGAGCCCUGCUGGCCUUGGCUCUGCCUCCGCAGGCUCUCGCCCAGACUCAACAGCCCGGCGUCCCCUCCGUCGUCGGCAACUGCGUCUCGGCCCGACACAACUUCACAGACCGGUCCAGAGUCGCUGCCCCUGCGGCGUCGGAUAGACGAGGCGCUCCUCCGCUGAUCGACUACACCGUCUAUGACUGGACCAUCGACUUUGCCAAGGACCUGGUUACGUUUGGUGCCAACGGCGGAGUCCUGCUCAGCGUCAUGCCCAAGGACAGCCUGAAUCCCAACGGAGCCAGCUCCAGGUUGUCGACGACCCGGUACAUGCUCUAUGGCAAGGUUUCGGCUCGCAUCAAGGCCCCGCCCCAGAGCGGCUUUGUGACGUCGUUCAUCACCAUGUCUGACAUUGGCGACGAAAUCGAUUGGGAGUUGGUCCAGCAGACUUCCCAGACCAACGUCUUCUACCACCAAGCGCAGAACCAGCCGCCAUGGAACCUGCCCGCGCUAUCGCCCGAGAAUGCGAUGCACUACUCGAGCUGGUCCGUGCCAAGCUUUGGCGAUUGGCACAUCUAUACCAUCGAGUGGAAGCACAACGAGAUCAACUGGUAUGUCGACCAAGUUCUCUACAAAACCUUCACCAAGUCUGGCGACGGAAUGCAAUCGCCCCAGGUUUCGUCGGGGUUGAUUCCCUUCUGGUACCCCGUGACCCCAUCGCAGAUCCAGUUUGCCCUCUGGGAUGCUGGAGACAACCCCGGAACUGCUGGCUGGGCCGGUGCCCCGGACUGGUCCAACAUGGAUCCCACCUACGGACGAUACGCCAUUUUCGAAUACGUCGACAUCCAGUGCUACGACGACAAUGACAGCCCCGUGCCAAAGUGGCCCGCAGACACCGUCGACAACCGACAAGGCAACGGCGUCAUCGAUCCCCCGAUGAAUGCAGAUGGCAGCGUUCCUGGCGUGACCAACCCGCUGCUGACCCCCAGCACCAACACCUCCAACCUUCCACCUCCGUCCGCCCAGGCCAACCUGAACCCAUACAUCGAUCCGGCGACCCUAUACCGACCGAUGAGCACCGGCACACGCGCCAUUCCACUCGCGGCUGGCCUUAUCUCUGUGGUCGCAGCGGUUCUCAUGGCCUAAUUUCCGCGUGUGAGCUCUGUUUUGAGGGUGAACCCUCAGAGAUUCCGCCUCCACCAUCUGCCGCUAUGUUCUAGAUGCGCGCCUCUCUAUCCCACAUCGAGCUGACUGCCAUUUUCUGAUGUGGAGGCGCAGAUGCUGCUCCCCGCAGCGCCAACGCUGCCCAUGACUAUGAGGCCGAUGCUGCCGUGCUGCUCGUGGUCUAGAUUUCGCUGUCCGUUUCUUCUCGAUCCUUGCAUGUGUCUCGUCCUUGUUGAGCGUCCCAUGUUUCCUCCGUUCCUGCUUCGUAUCCCUGCUCUUUGCUUCUCUCGGUUGCUGCUCCGCCUGGGCCCGACCGCCAGCAAUACACUGUCCUAUCGAUUGCCGA
This is a messenger RNA of Polychytrium aggregatum, 1626 nucleotides long. Its product is annotated as concanavalin A-like lectin/glucanase domain-containing protein. Gene Ontology annotation, molecular function: hydrolase activity, hydrolyzing O-glycosyl compounds. The transcript has 5 exons. The record is from RefSeq and is a predicted model, not a curated record. Gene Ontology annotation, biological process: carbohydrate metabolic process. Bases 108 to 1262 code for a protein of 384 amino acids. NCBI's taxonomy places the organism in Eukaryota, Fungi, Chytridiomycota, Chytridiomycetes, Polychytriales.